This is a messenger RNA of Nicrophorus vespilloides, 3191 nucleotides long. RefSeq lists its product as uncharacterized. NCBI's taxonomy places the organism in Eukaryota, Metazoa, Arthropoda, Insecta, Coleoptera, Silphidae. The transcript has 9 exons. The record is from RefSeq and is a predicted model, not a curated record. Gene Ontology annotation, biological process: transmembrane transport; monocarboxylic acid transport. Gene Ontology annotation, molecular function: monocarboxylic acid transmembrane transporter activity. The coding region runs from base 706 to 2445 and encodes 579 amino acids.
AAAAAGCUAUUUGUUGUUUGCACAGUUAGCGUCCCUUAAGAACCACAAGAGCCGACGAUAACGCGCGUUAAUUGAUUGAGCAACAAAAGUAUAAAUAAAUAAAUCAGGAUCAUAUCAGGAAUGCGUGCUCGAAGGUGUAACGUCAUGUUGAUCAUCAUCAUCGAAAGGUGAAUCCGAAAUCGGUAAACACCGAAAACAAUAUGCAUGAGCGAAAACCGACUCAAACCUGUUACAUUUAGUAAACACAGUCACGCUGUUGAUACAAAUCAUUGGCUCCUGUCGUGUCCCUCUCUUAUAUAAGUGUAGUAAAAAUAAAAUUGAUUUUUUUUCAAAAUUUCCUAUCUUGUUACUAUCUGUGAUUUGUAAAAACUGUCGUUGGGCGAAUUUCGGGUCAUGUCACGAAAUGUUUGUUGUUGCAUCGCGUAUUGAUGUCUCCCACUUACGUCGAAACGCCGGCUCGAGUACUCUGUAUAUCAAAUAUAGCGGUUAAUUCGGUACUUAUACCUACUUCAAAUCUCGUCGAGAGCAGUGGCUAUGGUACUUACGAUGGAAGCGCUGCUCUGAGAUAGUGCCAACAAUAGAGGGAAAAAGCUUCCUCUCAAACUAUAAUUCGCUAAAGUGAUGAACUAAGAAAACUAUUAAUAUUUUAAUCACAAUUCAGUUAUAGACAUUUGGAUUGUUUGAUUUUUUAGGGUGGCCAGAACCAUGCUUGCUGAUCAAAAGAAAAUGGUUCCUCCCGAUGGGGGAUGGGGGUGGGUUGUAGUCAUAGGCGUUAGCAUAGUCAACUUUUGUACAAGAUCAAUGGAACCGUCUUUCGGUCUCCUUUUUGGCGACUUGUUGAAGGAAUUAGAUGUGGAGACGACGGGUGCCGCAUUGAUUAUGAGCACGCUGGACGCCCUCAUCAAUUUCUCAGGGCUUUUCGUUGGACCUUUGAUUCGUGCCUUAUCAUAUCGUAAGGUAUCCUUAAUGGGAUCCUUGCUGAGCGCCUGCGGAUUUAUGUUGACAUAUCCGGCUAAGAGCAUGGCACAUAUCCUAGCCACUUACAGUAUUAUAAAUGGUUUGGGUGUUGGUUUAACAGCCUCAUCAACUUUCGUUGCAUUGAAUCAUUACUUUGUAAACAAGCGUAGUCAAGCUUUGGGAUUUUCUUUGGUCGGAACGGCUUUCGGUAUGAUGGUGAUGCCUCAUGCUGUUAGGAUAUUACUAGAAACGUACGGUUUCCGAGGUUCCAUCUUGAUUCUUGGAGCAAUGUUCUUGAACAGUUUAGUAGGAUCUUUGGUUCUGCAACCAGCGAAAUGGCAUUUCGUUCCUGAAGUGACAGACGAGGAAGGAGCUUAUCAUCAACUGCAAGGAAUAUCUUUUUAUUUUUCUUCGACUGAGGAAAUGGAAACAAUUAAAGAAACGGACGAUGAAGAUACCAGUGAAUUGCAGGAAGGGCAAACUUUGAUAAAGAAUAAUAUAGUGAAGACUUUGGAGGAUUUGGAGAAGCAAUCGUUGAAUGUACCUAGUUUAACUAGUAAAGGCGCGUUUCCGAGGAAUUUGUCCGCUCUGAGCUUCGCAGGAAAACAACGCAGAAAAGAUUCGAAAGAGUCCAUAAUGUCGAGCUAUUCCAGAUUGGAUUUUACUGGUUCAAGUUUACAGUUGCAUUUGCAGCCCGAGAAUGAGAGGCGUUCCUCUUCUGACGGUUUGCAUAUGAGGAGGAACAUGAGUUACCCAGGGGUGCAAUUGACAUCUCAGCAGAAGAUGUUCAAAGAUUUCCCGAGAGAACCUCUGGAGAUUCCGCAGAAACCCAACGAGACGGUGUGGCAUAAGAUCGUUGUAUUCAUGGACUUGGAUUUGCUGAGGGAUCCCGUCUUCUUGAAUCUUUUAUUUGGAUUGUCGGUGUUUUACGUCGCCGAGCAGAACUUCAAAAUGGUUGCGCCGUUCUUCUUUUUAUCGUUGGGUUACGACAAGCUCAACACUGCGACGUUCCUCUCCGUGCAGGCCUUUACCGACAUUUGCGCCCGUCUCAUCCUUCCCCCGAUCUGCGACAGGCUCACAUGCUCGAAGAGGACUCUGUUCAUGAGCGCGAUCCUCCUUCUUGGGAUAUUCAGAUCAGUCCUCGCACAACAAUCGGAUUGGGGCGUUAUUAUGGGAUGGCUUGUGCUCUGUGGAUUCGUUAGAGGAGCUGCACUCAUCAACUUCACUAUAACCAUUUCCGAAUACUCCUCCUUGGAGAAGCUACCGGCCGCUUUCGGUCUCCACAUGGUCGGUAAAGGUCUAUUCGUUGUAUGCAUUGGACCAGUUUUAGGUAAAAUCAGGGACAUCACCGGAAGCUAUCCGAUUUGCAUCCACUCUCAGACUUUCCUCAUCUUGCUUUGCGUGAUCGCUUGGAGCGCAGAGUACAUCAUCAUGUGGGUCAAAUCCAGAAAUAAGGAGGAAACCGAAUCCGACACGACGACCACCUGACAAACCGACAUCUAAUCAGUUAAUUUUCCAGUAUUAAAAGAAUAGGUCUGUCGUGGAAAAUUUGAGAUGGAAGCGUCCCCCCAAACGUUAGUAGCAUCCAUGUAUAGCUAUUGCACUAUAACUCGUUUGGGGAUUAAGCUUAAAGUAUAUUGUAUUACAUUGAAGAGCCACGAGCUCCGGAAACUCUUUACAGGGUAAAAAGAAAACUUGAGUCAGAAAUUACUUAAUAUUACAAUACAAACAAAAACUCAUUAUUAUUGGAACUAAGAAGAAAGCAUAUUGAAAAAAAAAACUUUUCUAAUCGUCUAUUCGUUACGACAAAGUAAGAGGAUAUCAUCAACCAGACCUUAUGUGUAUUUUUUAUUUGAAUUAUUAUCACUAUUAUUUAACGUUACUUUUAAUUAAUUUAUAAAUUACAUUGUUAUUUUUUUAAUACACCCUAUGUGUGAUAUUAAGUAGCUGUUACAAGACUGAAUCUGUGAGAAAGUGUUCUAAUAAUAAUAAUAUAAAGUAUAUAGUAUAUAUGUAUGUACCUAAAUUAAUAUAUGAUAUUUUUAGCAAUUUGCAAUUGUACAUAGGAAUUAUUGUGUAAUUAGGAUGUGCAAAGAAACGAACAAUGAGGAUUGCAAACAAAUGGAAAUUAUAUCUACAAAACAAACAAUAUUAUCCUUAUCCUGAGUUACUUUCUCUCCUUAUUUUCUAAUCAUUAUUAUUGUUAUUAAUUAAUAAAAUCCUUAUCCAUUUUA